Molecule: messenger RNA, 1331 nt
Organism: Trachemys scripta elegans
Lineage: Eukaryota; Metazoa; Chordata; Testudines; Emydidae
Gene: GLRX3
Product: glutaredoxin 3
Exons: 11
Coding region: 128-1108 (326 amino acids)
Source: RefSeq, a predicted model, not a curated record
GUGGGGUCGCCUAGCGGAGCAUGCGCGGAGGCAGAGAGGGUUCGCUCUGAGGGAGGGCGGAUCGCGCUGCUGACCGGUUGCACGUGCCCCGCCUGGCCGCAGCGCCGGCGACAGACUAGUUCCAGCCAUGGCUGCGCUGGCCGAGGUGGGCUCCGCCGGGCACUUCCGGGAGCUGCUGCAGCAGAAGGGCAAGUCUCUUGUAGUUGUCCAUUUUUGGGCACCAUGGGCUCCUCAGUGCAUUCAGAUGAAUGAUGUCAUGGCUGAGUUAGCUAAGGAACACUCACAAGUUACAUUUGUGAAGCUGGAAGCUGAAGCUGUGCCUGAAGUAUCUGAAAAAUACGAAAUUAGCUCUGUUCCAACAUUCUUGUUUUUUAAGAAUUCUCAGAAAAUUGACAGAUUAGAUGGUGCCCAUGCCCCAGAGCUGACCAAAAAAGUCCAGCGCCAUGCAUCUAGCAGCACUAUUUCAGCUGGCCCUAAUGAUAAUGCAAAAGAGGACCUCAACGUGCGUCUAAAGAAAUUGACCAAUGCUGCACCCUGCAUGGUGUUUAUAAAAGGAUCUCCCCAGGAGCCUUGUUGUGGUUUCAGCAGACAAAUGGUGGAGAUUCUUAACAAACAUAACAUUAUGUUUAGCAGUUUUGAUAUUUUUUCUGAUGAAGAAGUACGUCAAGGACUGAAAACAUACUCUAAUUGGCCUACUUAUCCACAGUUGUAUGUAGCUGGAGAGCUUAUAGGUGGACUGGAUAUUGUUAAGGAACUGGAGGCUUCUGGAGAACUGGACACAAUCUGUCCCAAGGCACACAAAUUGGAAGACAAACUUAAAGUCCUGACAAACAAAGCUUCUGUGAUGCUGUUUAUGAAAGGAAACAAGCAGAUGGCAAAAUGUGGAUUCAGCAAGCAAAUUAUAGAAAUCCUAAACAGCACUGGAGUUGAUUAUGAGACAUUUGACAUAUUAGAGGAUGAAGAGGUGCGGCAAGGAUUAAAAACAUAUUCAAACUGGCCAACAUACCCUCAGUUGUACGUGAAAGGUGAACUUGUUGGCGGGCUGGAUAUUGUUAAGGAACUAAAGGAAAAUGGUGAAUUGUUAUCUACUCUGAAGGGAGAAAAUUAAUGCAAAUGGACAUGAAUGCUAAUGAUGGGAACUGAAAUACUGCAAGAAAUGAUUCAUUUAUUGAUUACGUUGGAGCAAUCAGCAAUGGAGUGGGAGUAAUUAAAAGCUUCUGACUUGCUCUUAUACUUCACAAAGUCAUGCUAGAUCUAUAUGUUAAAGUAAUUUUUCACCAGAAAUACAAAACUGUAUCGACAUCUUCAAUUAAAAUGGAAUGUUAAACAUU